ACGCUUCUCACAAAGCCUGUCAAUGCCGCGGUUCUAUGACCUCUCAAAGUCGCGCGACAUUUGCGGCUGUUAGCCAAUCACCGUCGAGCAGUCCCACGGUCUAUGCCAUUUAAAUUCAUGUCAUUGUCUGCUUUCUAUACUUCGGUCACAAGUAGACAAUUAACGUGUAAAUAUUUGCGCAUGAUAACGCCUGUGAGCUUGAUUUUCCCACGAUUAGCACACACACGGAACUGAUAAGUGUUUGGGUCGAUGCAUGUCGUAGGUCAAACACACACAGGCUGUCGUCCUUAACACAGCUUCUGACAACACUGGCGAAACGUUUAUUCCAAACUAACACCAAUUUUUAUCAUGGGUCUGGAAAAUUUACGAAAAGACGAAGAGUUGAAGUCUCCUGAACGAAGAAAGGUAAGCAAUCUUCAUUCCGAGUUAUUGGAUGUAUCUUUAUAAUAGUAUUAUAGUUUUAAAUAUUAAGCUUGGGAAUUCUCACCUUUAUAUAUACUUGGUCAUUAAAAGUGAUUUGUCUCUUGUUAUAGCCUUUUGGCUUUUUAAAUUGCCAUUUUCAUGCUUUCCCUUGCUGUUAGAAAGUGUAUUUUACUAGUUUUAUAAUCUUGAUAAGUAAACUUCAGAUUUUAGUUUUCUUAAUGUGUAUAAUAAUAUUAAUUUUACAAAUUUUUCUCCUUAUUUUAGGCGAAAAAGCCUCUCAUAGAGAAGCAGAGACGAAGACGCAUCAAUGAAAGUUUAAACGAGUUGAAAGUCCUCGUUUUACAAGCUUUAAACAAAGAUGUAAGUUUCCCGGCAUUUGUUUUUAUUAAAUUCAUAAAAUUAUCGGAAUAAAGUCUUACCGCGAUAAUGCGAGAUCUCUUGCGAUACUAAAAGUGUGGUGUUUGAACCGAAAGCGAAAAAUGGGUGUUCCUUUUAGUCCGUAUUUGAAAGUUUCGGCAUGUUUAUCGCGUUUUAUUAUCCGAAUAAUGUUUUCUUUUGCGUCAUAGACAAACAAAUACAGGGUUGUUUGACUUCAUUUCUAUAUUUCAUAUAUUUGAUAUUGGUUUCCGCGCGAUCUUAUCAGGAUUUUGUUAUCUCUGUAUUGCUAUUUAUGUUUGCGCUUUGCUAUCAGACUUUCACUAUUGUGACGCAAACAUUCAUGGAGUAGUGUUGAAUUUAUUCGGAUUGUAUUCCCAACACUGUGGGGGUUCACUGAAAUGCACACACGUUCCGCUUUCCUAAACUAUAGUUGUGAGUAGAGCUAGCGUCUUCCACUCCUGAGAUUGUGGGUCUGAUUCUCAAAGUCGCAAGAUAUUAGCGAGAGAUAUUUUUGUCAAAACGAACGUCACCUCAAAAUUGCUAAAACUAAUUUUGGCGGCAUUUUGCAUUAUAGCGCUCGUGUAAGGAAGCAAAAGACUUUCAAACCUUAUGUUUUGUUAUGUGCGUUGAAGAUUACCACAAACUGAUACCAACACAGUUUUUAGUUCAGUCCCCCUCGGUAAUCUGAGUUAUCUCACGUCUGUGGUGACAAAAACUUCCCAAUGAUGCCGUGACCCGGCGUGAACGCAGAACUUCACUGUGGUUGAUUUAAGGCCCACACAGACCGGACGCGAUUCGACAACACGACGCGAUUUUUCAGUUUUUGGAAGUUAAUAAAACGGCCAAAUGAGAGCAAAUUUUGAAAGAUAUGUAGACCAAAUAACUCAAAAUGUUAUACCGCUUCUAAAUAUUUGGAAAAUUCAAACUAGAAUCAAAGUUAUCGGUCAGUGAAAAUCGAAAAAUCGCGUCGCGUUGUCGAAUCGCGUCCGGUGUGUCUGGACCUUAACUCGGGAUUUAUUCCUCAUAUACAGUAUUUAGUCCUAAUUGUAGAAGGUUCUUGUAGAUGGAAAUUUCCAGUGUGAAUUUCGUACAUUGAUUAGACGGCUAACCAGGAGCAGUUGGGAAAAAUGCAACCAGAGUUAUACCAAGUGUAGAUGACCCAAAAUCCUAGUAUUUAGUCUUCAAAAGUCUAUUUUUUUUGCUAAAUUUUUACAUUAAAUUAUUCUUUCUUUAGCCUUCGCUGUAUUCCAAGAUGGAAAAGGCGGAUAUUUUGGAUCUGACAGUCAAUUACUUGAAGUCGGUAAAAUGUGAACAAGGUUUUCUUCGUGAUGCGACUUCGCUGGCGAAAUAUCGUGCCGGAUAUAAUGACUGUGCCGGAGAAAUGACCCGGUAUCUAAUGUCCGAUACGGGAUUAGACUACCACAGCCGGGCAAAGUUGCUUUCACAAGUUGCAUCCUAUUGUCAAAACGCGAAUCUACGUACGACCGCUGAUAUGAACAGAUCUCCGCAGGCGUCUCUCUACAUGAGACCUAUAGCGACCCCUAUUGCUCCUCCUACCACCACAAUACCCUCAAUACCUAUAUAUCCAGCAAAUUACAACCCUACCGAAAAUAAACGACCAGUAGGCUUUCCUGCGUCGUCUGUUCCCAUGGCAACUGUGGACCAGUUGAGCCCAAAUUACUGUCGGUAUAUGAUGACGUCAUCAACCGCGUUCGGAGGACUGGGACCUAACACGUCCAACGUGUGGAGACCAUGGUGAAAUAAUCAUAAAUGCACAAUUUGAAAAGAGUUGAUGAAACUACAGAAGUCUUACUGUUAUUUUGUGUUCAAUGUGUAGACCCCAUUAAGACAGAUAAGAUUACGAUUAUCUACCUGGAGAUGGAGUAAAUCUCAGAAAGUUCGUUUGUUGAUGUCAUAACCACAUUAAAAAAAGUCUUACUGUGGUCUAUACAUUGAACACAAAAUAUAUUAUUAACAUGUGGCUUAGAGGAAGUUCGUUCUUAAACAAUUUUGAACUUACUGUUAAGAUUUAUUUUUGUAAAUUAUUUCUAUGUGUGUGUACUGAAAAUAUUGUUAACAUGGUUAACUUAAAUUGAUGCAAUUUGUAAAUAAUUGGUGUAGUAUAGAGUUAGUAGAGAAGAUGUUUUUAUAAAACUAAAAUAUUGUAAUCAUUUGCAUUGAUAAGAUAAUUUAAAAUAGAAUUUAAAAGAAAACUAUA
Molecule: messenger RNA, 3019 nt
Organism: Paramuricea clavata
Lineage: Eukaryota; Metazoa; Cnidaria; Anthozoa; Malacalcyonacea; Plexauridae
Source: the annotation of a GenBank genome assembly